AACAAGGUUUAGACCAAAAGCUCUUCAACCGAUUUUUGCAUCUGCAAUCCACCGGUAAUGGCGCCCCCUUCUUCUCCAUCCACGUUCACCUGCAAAAACCUCUUCGCAAUAACCCUAAUCAUCGUCUUCCUCCUUUCUUGUUGUACCCGCAGUCCACGAGUACAAGCCCUUAAAGCACCAAUCAGACCACAAGACAUACUCCCACUUUUACCCCGCCAAGUUUCAUGGCCUAUUCUCAACACUUUCCGAGGCGCCGCCGAUCUUCUGCCGAGCUUCGUCGGAGCAGCGGCUAUUGCAAAUAAUUCGUUGUUGCAUUGGAAAGGGUCUUGCUUUUAUGAGAACACUGCGUGGUUAGAGCUUCAUAACAAAAGUGGUAGUGAAUUUGGUGGAGGCACUCUUCAUAUUAAGGUAAGCAAGGCACACAGUUGGACAUGUAUGGAUAUUUACGUCUUUGCCACUCCAUAUCGUGUGACAUGGGACUACUAUUUCAUAUCCCGUGACCACACCCUUGAGUUUGAUGAGUGGGGAGGGAAAGCCGAGUAUGAAUACGUAAAACGUAAAGGAGUUUCAAUUUUCCUGAUGGAAGCUGGGAUGAUAGGAACCCUAGAAGCAUUAUGGGAGGUUUUCCCCCUUUUUACAAACACUGGAUGGGGGGAAACUUCUAAUCUUGCUUUUCUCAAAAAACAUAUGGGAGCUAAUUUUGAAGAAAGAUCCGGGCCAUUUGUAACAAAUGUUACGGUUGAUGAUAUACACUCGGGUGACUUUCUUGCAAUAUCAAAGAUCCGUGGGCGAUGGGGCGGGUUUGAGACCCUUGAAAAAUGGGUAUCCGGGGCGUAUGCGGGUCAUUCUGCUGUUUGCUUGAGGGACCCGGAUGGGAAUCUAUGGGUCGGGGAAUCUGGACAUGAAGAUGAUGAGGGUCAAGAUGUAAUUGCUUUAUUGCCAUGGGACGAAUGGUGGGAGUUUGAGGUGACAAAAGAUGAUUCUAAUCCUCAUAUUGCAUUGCUUCCUUUACAUCCCGAUCUUCGCUCAAAGUUUAAUGAGACUGCAGCAUGGGAGUAUGCACAAAGCAUGAUAGGGUUGCCAUAUGGUUAUCAUAAUUUAAUAUUUAGCUGGAUAGACACCAUCAGCGAUAACUACCCACCACCGUUGGAUGCUAAUCUGGUUGCUUCAGUUAUGACCGUGUGGAAUCAACUGCAGCCUGCAUAUGCAGCUAAUAUGUGGAACGAAGCCUUGAAUAAGCGGCUUGGUACUAAGGGUCUUGAUCUUCCGGAUAUUUUAGUCGAAGUUGAAAAGCGUGGUUCGUCUUUUGCUGAAUUAUUGACUAUUCCCGAACAAGAUGACUGGGUUUAUGCUGAUGGAAAGUCAACUUCUUGUGUUGCUUUUGUCCUUGAAAUGUAUAAGGAAGCCGGACUUUUUGGGAAUCUUGCAAGUGAAAUCCAAGUUACCGAGUUCACAAUAAAGGAUGCAUACAUGCUAAACUUUUUUGAAGACGAUUUGAGUCGUUUGCCAAAGUGGUGUAACGAAGGGGACACAGUAGAGCUUCCAUUUUGUCAAAUCAAAGGCAAGUAUCGAAUGGAACUUCCCGGAUACAAUACUAUGAAUCCGUACCCUUAUAUGACCGAAAACUGCCCAUCACUACCCCCGGACUAUUUUAGGCCGGAAUACUGCUAAAGCAACGAGUUUUUGUCUUCAUUUGAUGGUGUUGUCGUAUAAAUGGUAGGCAUAUUGUUAGGAUCCUAAUUCGCUUAUCCUUUUUAGGGUCAUGAAACAUGGAUACAUACAUUAGACAAAAGUCAUAACAUGAAGCACUUGUAGUUGUAUAUAAUUUGAUUAUGUUAGACACAUGGAGUAGUAGAUUGUUUAUUGUAAUUCUACUGCUCGAGUGUAAUGAAUUUUAUGUAUAAAGAUCCAUCUUUUAUACCUAUAAAAUUUGGAGGGGGUAUCAUCUA
Messenger RNA from Lactuca sativa (garden lettuce), 1949 nucleotides. RefSeq lists its product as uncharacterized. The record is from RefSeq and is a predicted model, not a curated record. NCBI's taxonomy places the organism in Eukaryota, Viridiplantae, Streptophyta, Magnoliopsida, Asterales, Asteraceae.